AUUUGGCUCCAAAUUUAGUUAUUCACAGCGUGAUUUUAAAACUAUUCUAAGAGAGUGUAGUCACGGUUAUGUUACAAUUUAAGCAGAUCAUGACUAGAUAAAGCCCAUCCGUGAUUACAUAACAAUCAGUUUAGUGCAUCGUAAAUUAACCAUUCGUACCAGGAAGAUGUUAAGAUGAUACAAAUACAAAUAAACGGACGAAGAAACGGUAAACAAUAUUGUAAAAUCGAAUGACUGACUGAAACCUACAAAAUACUUACAGACAGAAAUAUGGGAAACGCAAAAUCUCUUAUUAUGAAAUCAAGAAUUCGAAAACUGAAUCACGACAGUUUAGCAGCGUUGGAAGAAAAUGAAGAUAUAGAUUUCAAUCGGCAUGAGAUAGAGGAAUGGUACAAGGAAUUCCAGCUACAUCUAGAUAAGGGCAUCACUAAAUUGACAGUUGAUGUGUUUAAAAUGAUUUAUAACCGUGUGUUUGAAGGCGAUGCUUCGUCAUUUGCCCAUCAUCUGUUCCGAUCUUUUGAUACAAAUGGUGAUGGAUAUGUAGAUUUUAAGGAGUUUUUGGUCGGUCUGAGCGUUUCUAGUAGCCAUAACACCGACAAGAAAUUAAAGUGGGCAUUUAAAAUGUACGAUAUUGAUGGAAAUGGAUUGAUAUGUAAGGACGAAAUGAUUUGCGUUCUAAAGGAUAUAUACAAAAUGACAAACGCAGUGGUAAAUGGAACGCUAGGUGGACCUGAACGAAUAACUGAUGCGUUCUUCGAAGAAUUUGACUUGGAUCGUGAUGGGAAGAUCUCUUUUAAUGAAUUUAAGAAUGGUGCAUUGACCGAUCCUCUGAUUAUACAUUUACUGGAGUGCGAUCCGGACCCUUGAUGUGCCAAUAGCUAUCGUUAGCAUUGAAGAACACUUUAGUGAGAAAAAAAGUUAAAUAACAACGUUGCUGUUUUUUCCAUAAAGUUAAAUUUGUGUUUAAAAUACAAAGCGUAAUUGAAUACCUAUUUUAAGUGUAAUAGCAUAUACAUUGAUUGACAUACCAUUUGAAUAAACUGCUUCUGUAGCCCUGUCGCACAAUCAUCAAAAGCGGUAAGUGUAAAAAGAUACCGCAGAUAAAGUACAUAAUAUUAUAGAAGAUAGAUAUUAACAAGUACAUGUAAAAAGACGGAAACAAACAAAGACAUUUUUCCAAGUUAUAGACUUUAUUCGUUAAUUCUAUUAAUGUCUUUAUUCUAUAUCAUGGGUAGAAACGAUUACCACCAACAGGCUUAGGGAUAGCAAAAUAAAUGGCGAAAACAACUGCCUCGUCCUGAGUGCAUAUCAGUUUUCAUUGUACAAUAAUAAAUUAGACUGUGUUAGAAUAUUUCUUUUCAAUCCUUACCCUUAUAUCUCUACUUGUAUAAACAUUAUCUUAAUUGUUGAAUUUGUAUUAUGAAUAUUUGACAAUUGGCUCAACUUUUACUAUUUGUGUUGCUUUUUGUUCUUAAAUACAUAAUAAGAAGGUUGAUAUUUUUGUCACGUUCUUUAUUUCAUCGAUGCUCGGUAGGUAUUAUUUGAUGCUCAGUAGGUAUUCCUAAAACGUUUUAAACUAGUUAGGGCACAUGGGAAAUAUAAACGAUAUUCUUUUCGGAAUAAAACCAAAUUGUUUGCUAUAAGCUGUCAUACGGGUAAUUGUCGGUUGUAUAGUUUUGCCUUUAGAAUUUAGCCAAUCUCUAGCUAGCCUAGCUUCCCUUGUUUUGUCGUAAUUAGUGAAAUCACAAUGUCUCGUCUUAUAAACAUUGAUAAACUAGAAUUUACUCUAUAUAAUUGUAUAAUUUGUCAUAAAACCAUUGACUGGUUAGGUAAGGGUGCCAUGGCAACUGGUCCGAUAUUGUUUUACAUGAUACCAGUAUAUUUGUCCAAAAAAAAACAUUAGUUGGUGAGGAAGGGGUCCAUGGCAACUGGUCCUAUAUUGUUUUACAUGAUACGAGUAUAUUUGUCAAAAAACAUUGGUUGGUGAGGAAGGGGUCCAUGGCAACUGGUCUGAUAUUGUUUUACAUGAUACCAGUAUAUUUGUCAAAAAACAUUGGUUGGUGAGGAAGGAGUCCAUGGCAACUGGUCUGAUAUUGUUUUACAUGAUACCAGUAUAUUUGUCAAAAAAACAUUGGUUGGUGAGGAAGGGGUCCAUGGCAACUGGUCUGAUAUUGUUUUACAUGAUACCAGUAUAUUUGUCAAAAAACAUUGGUUGGUGAGGAAGGGGUCCAUGGCAACUGGUCCGAUUUUUUUUACAUGAUUCCAGUAUCUUUGUCAUUAAACCAAUGGUUGGUGAGGAAGGGGUCCAUGGCAACUGGUCUGAUAUUGUUUUACAUGAUACCAGUAUAUUUGUCAAAAAAACAUUGGUUGGUGAGGAAGAAGGUGAUGGUAACUUUUCCGUCGUUGUAAAGUAAAUAUACUAUUAGAAGUGCGAUUGAAAGGUAUUUGUCUUAUCUAAGCUUUCUUUGCAACUAGUUGCAUAUGACUUAGUAUCGAGAAUGUAAUUAAGACGUGCAUCUCCCAUACCCCUUUUAGCCUAAGAGCUAUUGACUUAUAAAUGUGCAACUUUAGAAAGUCACUACUUUGCUAUAUGCAGACAUUUUCAUACAUUGUAUAAAAAGCAUCAGUUGUUAAAUAAAAUUGUUUAAAUGUAAGCGAAAUAUUCUCGAAUAAAUGGAAUAUGUCAAA
Messenger RNA from Ruditapes philippinarum (Manila clam), 2688 nucleotides. Its product is annotated as neurocalcin-delta A-like. NCBI's taxonomy places the organism in Eukaryota, Metazoa, Mollusca, Bivalvia, Venerida, Veneridae. The record is from RefSeq and is a predicted model, not a curated record. Gene Ontology annotation, molecular function: calcium ion binding. The transcript has 2 exons. The coding region runs from base 271 to 867 and encodes 198 amino acids.